AGCGGAGAAUCUUGUUUGCAUAUCUUAUUUUCUAUGUAGUGUGUGGUCUCUACAUUAAAAUAGCUAUUAUACUUUUUUAUUUUAUUUUGAGGCGCUGUCAAAAUGGUUAAUAACACUUUUUUGAAUCGCUCAGUUUAAACGCAAAUUAUAUCGUCACAGGAUCGCCACAGUUUAUAAUGCUUUCAAAUCGCGAGAAAGAACUACUUAUAGAGCUAUGGGACAAACUGGCACUAGUGGCAGAAGAUAUUGGGUCUGAAGCUCUAUUAAGAAUGUUUACGGCGUUUCCUAAAACAAAGACGUACUUCGAGCACCUAGACCUCAGUCCACGAUCAGAACAUUUACGAUCCCAUGGGAAGAAGAUCGUUUUGGCCUUAGCAGAGGGCACAAGGGACAUAAGCACACCACUUUUUACCGAGAAUUUGGGCUACCUCGGUAGAUUUCAUGCCUACCAACUGAGAAUUCAUCCAACCAACUUCAAGAUUCUGAAUCACUGUAUGCUGGUGACAAUAGCUUGCUAUAUGGGUGAAGAUUUCGGCCCUGCUGUACACGCGGCAACGGACAAGUAUCUUUCGGCAUUUUCCGCAUUGCUUGCGGAGAAAUUCAGAUAAGGAACUUUCACGAGUCAGACGUAAUUAACAGGAGUAACUUUCACAAAACAGCAGUUCAGUCUCUAUCUUGGUCUAUCUCUAAGAAAACCUAGGGAAAACUCUGGAUGUGUUGUAAAUAGGAUGAUAUGUUUGUAAUAAAUGCGUUUAAAUAUG
Messenger RNA from Electrophorus electricus (electric eel), 761 nucleotides. The record is from RefSeq and is a predicted model, not a curated record. Lineage: Eukaryota; Metazoa; Chordata; Actinopteri; Gymnotiformes; Gymnotidae.